Pipistrellus nathusii (Nathusius's pipistrelle) is the source of this 2253-nucleotide messenger RNA. The record is from the annotation of a GenBank genome assembly. Lineage: Eukaryota; Metazoa; Chordata; Mammalia; Chiroptera; Vespertilionidae.
AUGGGCAGAUCAGAAAGUCAGAUGGAUAUAACUGAUAUCAACACCCCGAAGCCAAAGAAGAAACAGCGAUGGACCUCCUUGGAGAUCAAUCUCUCCAUCCUCGUCCUGCUCCUCACCAUCAUUGCUGUGACCAUGAUAGCCCUCUAUGCAACCUAUGACGAUGGUAUUUGCAAGACAUCAGACUGCAUAAAAUCAGCUGCUCGACUCAUCCAGAACAUGGAUCCCACUGCUGAGCCUUGUUCCGACUUUUUCAAAUAUGCCUGUGGAGGCUGGUUGAAACGCAACGUCAUCCCUGAGACCAGCUCCCGUUACAGUAACUUUGACAUUUUAAGAGAUGAACUAGAAGUCGUUUUGAAAGAUGUCCUUCAGGAACCCAAACCUGAUGAUAUAGUAGCAGUGCAGAAAGCAAAAACAUUGUACAGAUCGUGCAUAAAUGAAUCUGUUAUUGAUAGCAGAGGUGGCAGGCCUCUACUCAACAUGUUACCAGAUAUAUAUGAAUGGCCAGUAGCCACAGAAGGCUGGGAGCAAACAUAUGGUACUUCUUGGACAGCUGAGAAGGCUAUUGCACAACUGAAUGCUAAAUAUGGGAAAAAAGUCAUUAUUAAUUUUUUUGUUGGCACUGAUGACAAAAACUCUUCAAACUAUAUAAUUCAUGUUGACCAACCUCGACUUGGCCUCCCCUCCAGAGACUACUAUGAAUGCACUGGAUUGUAUAAAGAGACUUGUACAGCAUAUGUGGAUUUUAUGAUUUCUGUGGCCAAAUUGAUACGUCAGGAAAGAGGACUGCCCAUAGAUGAAAACCAGCUUUCUCUGGAAAUGAAUAAAGUUAUGGAAUUGGAAAAAGAAAUUGCCAAUGCUUCAGCUAAACCUGAAGAUCGAAAUGAUCCAAUGCUUCUUUAUAACAAGAUGAAAUUAUCCCAGGUCCAAAAUAACUUCUCAUUAGAUAUCAAUGGGAAGCCAUUCAGCUGGUUCAAUUUCACAAAUGAAAUUAUGUCUACUGUGGAUAUUAAAAUUACAAAUGAAGAAGAUGUGGUUGUUUAUGCUCCAGAAUAUUUAACCAAACUUAAGCUCAUUCUUGCCAAAUACUCUGCCAGAGAUCUUCAAAAUUUAAUGUCCUGGCGGUUCAUAAUGGAUCUUGUAAGCAGCCUCAGCAGAACCUACAAGGAGUCCAGAAAUGCUUUUCGCAAGGCCCUUUAUGGCACAACAUCAGAAAUAGCCACUUGGAGACGUUGUGCAAACUUUGUCAACGCCAACAUGGACAGCGCCGUGGGAAGGCUUUAUGUGCAAGCAGCAUUUGCUGGAGACAGUAAACACGUGGUUGAGGAUUUGAUUACACAGAUUCGGGAAGUUUUUAUUCAGACUUUGGAUGAGCUGACUUGGAUGGAUGCUGAAACAAAAAAGAGAGCUGAAGAAAAGGCCUUGGCAAUUAAAGAAAGAAUUGGCUAUCCUGAUGACAUUCUCUCAGAUGAUAACAAACUGAAUAAAGAAUAUGAGGAGUACAAGUACAAGGAAGAUGAAUACUUUGAGAACAUAAUGCAAAAUGUGAAAUUCGGCCAACAUAAACAACUAAAGAAGCUUCGAGAGAAGGUGGACAAGGAUGAGUGGAUAAGCGGACCUGCUGUAGUCAAUGCAUUUUAUUCUUCAGGCAGAAAUCAGAUAGUCUUCCCAGCUGGCAUCCUGCAGCCCCCCUUCUUCAGUGCCCAGCAGUCUAAGUCAUUGAACUACGGGGGUAUUGGCAUGGUGAUAGGACAUGAAAUUACCCAUGGCUUCGAUGACAGUGGCAGAAAUUUUAACAAGGAUGGAGAUCUUGUUGACUGGUGGACACAACAGUCUGCAAGUAAUUUCAAAGACCAAUCCGAAUGCAUGGUGUACCAGUACGGAAACUUCUCCUGGGACCUAGCAGGUGGACAGCAUAUCAAUGGAAUUAAUACUCUGGGAGAAAACAUUGCUGAUAAUGGAGGUAUUGGCCAAGCAUACAGAGCUUAUCAAAAGUAUGUUAAAAAGAAUGGUGAAGAAAAAUUACUUCCUGGACUUCACCUAAAUCACAAACAACUCUUCUUUUUGAACUUUGCUCAGGUGUGGUGUGGGACGUACAGGCCAGAGUAUGCAGUCAACUCCAUUAAAACGGAUGUCCACAGUCCGGGCAAUUUCAGGAUCAUUGGGACUUUGCAGAACUCCCCUGAGUUUGCAGAAGCCUUCCAUUGCCUCAAGAAUUCAUACAUGAAUCCAGAAAAGAAAUGCCGAGUGUGGUGA